Molecule: messenger RNA, 384 nt
Organism: Perkinsus marinus ATCC 50983
Lineage: Eukaryota; Perkinsozoa; Perkinsida; Perkinsidae
Exons: 1
Coding region: 1-384 (127 amino acids)
Source: RefSeq, a predicted model, not a curated record
AUGAGUUCCAUCAUGAUGUUCGUUAUCCGCCUGGUUAUCGCACUCCAGAUGUGCCAGCUCGCUCUUGGACAAGCCAAGCCCAACGGAAGAUACUGUACCGACAUCCCUUUCGGUUCUCUCUCUCUGACAUUCCGCGGGGAUGUAGUCGACUUCGAAGGAAGUUUCCUCUUCAGCAGUGGAUCUGCUCAAGGUUUACCUUACGAACUUCUGGAGGGUGGCACCGUUAUCAAAGCACCCAUCAACGACCCUAGAUUCCGCAAGGCAUUCGAGGACCUCGGAGCUCCCGUCCCCAUCUCCGACUUGGAGUUUAUGGAUUUCGUUAAUGAUGAGAUCACCGCUACUGUAAACUCACAAAGCGUCACUCUCACCAAAGGGAAGUGUUGA